Passer domesticus (house sparrow) is the source of this 1630-nucleotide messenger RNA. RefSeq names its product high mobility group box 3 (gene HMGB3). Gene Ontology annotation, molecular function: DNA binding, bending. Bases 165 to 773 code for a protein of 202 amino acids. Gene Ontology annotation, cellular component: nucleus. The record is from RefSeq and is a predicted model, not a curated record. Lineage: Eukaryota; Metazoa; Chordata; Aves; Passeriformes; Passeridae. The transcript has 5 exons. Gene Ontology annotation, biological process: regulation of transcription by RNA polymerase II.
GCCGCGCCAAUCAGCGGGCGAGGAGGUUGUUUUAAACGGCAGAGCCCCGCAGCCAAUCAGGCCGCUCUCGUAGGCAGCCAACGCGAGGCUGAGCCGCGCCGAGCCCCGCGUCGUGCCCUGCGCUCCGCUCCUGUCCACACUACCGCGAACAAUACAGAGUCAAGAUGGCUAAAGGUGAUCCGAAGAAGCCCAAGGGCAAGAUGUCUGCCUAUGCCUUCUUUGUGCAGACGUGCCGUGAGGAACAUAAGAAAAAGAACCCAGAGGUUCCAGUCAACUUUGCAGAGUUUUCCAAGAAGUGCUCAGAGAGGUGGAAGACCAUGUCAAGCAAGGAAAAGGCUAAAUUUGAUGAAAUGGCAAAGGCUGAUAAGGUACGAUAUGAUAGAGAAAUGAAGGACUAUGGACCAGCUAAGGGUGGCAAGAAGAAGAAGGACCCCAAUGCCCCUAAACGACCACCGUCUGGCUUCUUCCUCUUCUGUUCAGAGUUUCGCCCCAAGAUCAAGUCCACAAACCCUGGCAUAUCUAUUGGGGAUGUAGCGAAGAAACUGGGCGAGAUGUGGAACAACCUCAGUGAUGGUGAAAAGCAGCCUUACAAUAAUAAGGCAGCUAAACUGAAGGAGAAGUACGAGAAGGAUGUUGCAGACUACAAGUCUAAAGGAAAGUUUGAUGGCGCAAAGGGAGCAGCAACCAAAGCUGCUCGGAAAAAGGUAGAGGAAGAAGACGAAGAGGAGGAGGAGGAUGAAGAAGAGGAGGAUGAAGAUGAUGAUGAUGAAUAAAACUGUACAAUACUUGUCUCCAUGUGAAUACCAUAGAGUAGGGGAAACACCAUAAAUGAAGCACCUCUUAUUUGAGAUGGUGUCUCUUGCCCUUAUUAGGCUUAAUUAAAAAAAAAUUGGAUUCCGAUCGCGUUGUAGUUUCUAAAAGUGCUCUAGAAAUUGUAACUGGUUUACAUGAAGUGGCCAUGGGUGUAGUGAGCACCCUGAAACUGUAUCAAAGUUGUACAUAUUUCCAAACAUUUUUAAAAUGAAAAGGCGCUCUAGUGUUCUCCUAACUCUGUGCACUUUGCUGUUGGUGUAACAAAGCAUUUAAAAAUGUUUCAAGCAUUUUUUUAAUUUGUAAGGUGGUGUUACUAUAUGGUUAUUGGCUAGAAAAUCCUGGGUUAUAAACUGUACAUAUCUAUAGUUUGUAAAAACUAGACAGAUUCUUGUGGUACAUGCUUAGAGUGAUGAUGCCUUAGAGGAGCAGUGAUUACUUGGAAAGGCUGUACGUUCCCCGGGGUGCCAUGGCCCAAAGCAUGCACUGUGAGGGUAGAUCUAUUUACACUACAGUGGGCGUCCAUUUAGCUUAAAGUUGUCUUUCUGUAUAUAGUGAAAUAGCAUUCUGCUGCCAUUCUUAGUUGUGGAAGGGGGUUCAGCUGGCAUGAGAAGUGUAUGGGUUUUUUUAGUUAAGUGCGGUAGUUUUUAAACUGAAACUGUAGACAUCUCUUCAUCGUCAACUAAGUGAAGAGCCAGUGCAGCAACUGAAGUUCAAAAACACUCUGUACUUAAACAAAUUUGCAACGUUCUGUUUUUUUUGUAUGUUUAGAAUGCUGAAAUGUUUUUGAAGCAAAAUAAACAGUAUUACAUUUUUAAAA